AGUCGGUCACAGCGUCCCGCUCCUCGACGCCAGCACCUGCCGGCGGCGCAUCGAGAUGGCCGGCCACCGCCCUGCUCGCAACCUCGUGCAGACCCUGCAGGAGGAGGCGGUGUGCGCCAUCUGCCUCGAUUACUUCACGGACCCCGUGUCCAUCGGCUGCGGGCACAACUUCUGCCGCGGGUGUGUGACCCAGCUGUGGGGCAAGGACGACGAGGACCAGGCGGUGGGGGCCAUGGGCGGAUGGGACCACUCCAUCCGGGAGGUUUCGUACCAGCAGAGCGCGGGCGAGUUGUUCCGGGACCCGGAGGAGGGACCCUGGGUCGGAGGCGGUGGCAUCAGGAAUUGGGACAACAGGGACGACGCGUGGGUCCCGGCAGAGGAGGAGGAAGAGGGGGACUAUUACCGAAUUGACAUCUACGAGGAAGAGGCGCUGGCCAACAUGGUCCAGGUCAUCCGCCACCUGCGCCCCGGCCCGGACUCGGGGAGCCUGGGGGGCGAGCACGGCGUCUGCCCCAAACACCAGGAGGCCCUGAAGCUCUUCUGCGAGGUGGACCAGGAGGCCAUCUGCGUGGUGUGCCGGGAGUCCCGGAGCCACAAGCAGCACAGCGUGGUGCCGCUGGAGGAGGUGGAGCAGGAGUACAAGCUGUGGGGAGAAAACAGUGAAAGAAUGUUGUUAAACAGCUUGCGUUUUGUUGCAUCUUCUACACCGCCCAGGAAAAAAAGUUAAGGUAUAACUGUUACAUGGUUAUCAUAUCAUCUGAAUAAAGUUUUGCAUUCCAAGAUUACCAUUUUUUAAAUUGAUUUUAGUUGUGAUACUUAAUUUUGAAAAUUUAAAUAUCACUGGAAGGAAAAUGUAAGAUUUUUAGAUGUAUGAGUAGAGGUGUGGGUUACAAAAAUGUUGUUGAGAAAAACUGAUAUAUCCAUAUCCACCAGAAGCUCAUCUGUUUAUUGCGGGUCUUCCCUACAGGUUUAGCUAUUGACCACUGUAUCAAAGUCAGACUGUUUAAACUUGCUCCUCUCUACCCCUGUGGCUGUACCUGGGACCUCAUUUUCACAUAGACUUGCUACAUACCUGAAAUCCUCAACUCCAAUCGCACUAUGACCUUAGCUCUUAGCUUUCUGGUGCAGUUAAAAACACUCGUUAUACUAGCUACCGUUCGAUCAACUUCUAAUUGUUUUCCUUCCCAAUUUAUCAGAUAUUUGCUAUCCUACUGAGCCUGGACCUUGUGAUUGGUCUUGGUGUGAAGAACUGGUUCAUGUUAUGGUCUAGACCAGGGCUUCUCAACCUCAGCACUGUUGACAUUUUGAGUGAGCUAAUUUUUGGUGGUGGGGAGGUUGUGCAUUGUAGGCUACUUAAGAGUCUCUGGACUCUACCUACUAGAUGUAAGUAGCACCACUCCACCAGUUGUGACAACAGAUUUCUCCAGACAUUGCAGGAUGAGAUGUCAGGGGAGGGGAGUGCACGAUCACCCCUAGUUGAGAACUACUGUUCUAGAUGCAGGGAAACUGGUCAUACCCAUAGACUAGCCUCACUUAGGCCCUAGAGCCAGUGCCUGGCAUAGUUGUUCAAGUGUUCAGUGGAAGAACAGCCUUACCUAGCUGGACCCUUACUAAAUGUAGUCUCAACAUCAGUAGGUUAAUUGAUAGGACCCAGACUUCUCCCAGCUCUUGGUGUGCAGCAAGCCUUUUAUAAACAUUAGCGCUGCUUAUGUCACUGACAUUUGGGAGAACAGGACAGUGACAAAGCAGUAUAUGAAAUCAAGAUUUAGAAAUGAUUCGUAAAAAGCAAUCACUUUAGCUACUCAGUUUCAGCAAGGCCACAGGGCAGUCUUUUGUUUUUUAAGUAUUAUGCAGACCUAAUACAGGAGACCAGAGCCUGUCUACUCUUGUCAGAGUGUGGGUGGCCCUGUGUUGGUACAUAUGAAUAUCAGCCCCUAAAGUACUUCCUUAAAAGCUAAGACUCCCCUGCCAUUGGUCAUCAACCUCUGGCCACUAUGCCAUGCCUCCUGAAACUUUUAUAGGACCUAUAAUUUCCUUGCUAUUUCCCACCCCAAUCCCUGACCCCCUCUGAAAGUUAUCCUAUAACAGUGACGUUAUUACAAAUAUGUAUUGACUAAUAAAAUAAGAUCACAGAGGGCGGGGCGGGCUUACUAGUCCUCUGUACUGGAUCUAAAAGGACUUUCUGCACUGGUGGGUGUGUUCUAAAUCUCUGCUGCCGAUGCAGCAGGUCCCACUAGCUACAUAUGACUUCUGAGCUCUUGAAAUGUGGCUAGUGCAACUCAGGAACUACAUUUUCAAUUGUGUUUAAUUUUAAUUGAUUUUUUAAAUAGUUAUACUUGGCUGAUGACUAAAGUAGGUUGAAUUCUGCUCCUUCCUAGGGCCCUAAAGAGUAAUAGCAAGUCCAAAGGAAAGAUGAAAAUAAGCCAAAAAAACAAAUACAAUUUAUUUACCCAAUCAGGAGAGAAAGGCUGUAAGAUGAUAUUUUUAAGCAUAUAAGGAGAACAUAUUUAAAAGAAGGCUUUCUUGUAUUUUCAAAAAAAUCUAACCAAAAUGGCCAUGAGCCAGUUUCACUUAUAGGGGAUAUGACAGGGUUUUAGUAGAAAUUAGCUUUAAAAAAAAAUUGUAUUAACCCCUUCACCAAAACAGCUGGGAGGCUGGGUCCUCAAAACAGGAAAAGUAUAAAUGAGGUUUUAUUUGGUGCCUGGUGUAGGGCAAAACCUAGUAUUAAGCAGGCAAGUGAGUUCUUCCCUUUCUCAUUUCACAGCAACUCCUGACAGAGGACGGUGAGAAGGUCUUGGAGUCCUAGAAGGGAAAGCAGUUUGUGCUGACAGUAUUAAUGAGAAAGGCGAGAGGUGUGGGAAGAACAGGGCUAAGGAGACCAUGAGAGAUGAUGGUGGUGAUAUAUUACACUUUUUAAAAAAUAUAUAUUUCUAUUGAUUUUA
Myotis brandtii (Brandt's bat) is the source of this 2942-nucleotide messenger RNA. RefSeq names its product tripartite motif containing 52 (gene TRIM52). Bases 56 to 727 code for a protein of 223 amino acids. The record is from RefSeq and is a predicted model, not a curated record. Gene Ontology annotation, molecular function: zinc ion binding. Lineage: Eukaryota; Metazoa; Chordata; Mammalia; Chiroptera; Vespertilionidae. The transcript is spliced from 3 exons.